This is a messenger RNA of Parastagonospora nodorum SN15, 1470 nucleotides long. RefSeq lists its product as hypothetical. Gene Ontology annotation, biological process: mRNA splicing, via spliceosome. Lineage: Eukaryota; Fungi; Ascomycota; Dothideomycetes; Pleosporales; Phaeosphaeriaceae. Bases 1 to 1470 code for a protein of 489 amino acids. Gene Ontology annotation, cellular component: nucleus. Gene Ontology annotation, molecular function: RNA lariat debranching enzyme activity. The transcript has a single exon. The record is from RefSeq and is a predicted model, not a curated record.
AUGCCUACCAAAUACUACGCUAUGCACGACUUCCACGAAUACUACUCAGGCGCCCGGGUAGCUCCCUAUCUGACCAUAUUCAUCGGCGGCAACCACGAGGCGAGUAACUACAUGUGGGAGCUUUACUACGGCGGCUGGGCAGCCCCCAAGAUCUACUACAUGGGCGCCGCCAAUAUCGUGCGACUGGGUCCUCUCCGUAUCGCUGGCCUGUCGGGUAUAUGGAAAGGGUACAACUACAAGAAGCCACACUACGAGCGCCUGCCGUACAACAGUGACGACGUGAGGAGCAUAUACCACGUGCGCGAACUCGAUGUGAGGAAGCUAUUGCAAAUACGCACACAAGUCGAUAUUGGACUGAGUCACGACUGGCCGCGCGGCAUGGAGUGGAAGGGUGACUUCAAGCAGUUGUUUAGAUGGAAGCCUGAUUUCGAACAAGAAGCCAAAGACGGAACCCUUGGCAGCGUCGCGGCCACUACUGUACUGGAGCGACUGCGCCCUGCCCACUGGUUCAGUGCUCACAUGCACACCAAGUUCGCUGGCCUGUGGGAACAUGCGCAGGCGCAAUACGCCAGCGCUGAGCAUGAACCCACAAACGGCUCGGAGCCAACUAAGAACACCGAAGAAAUUCAAUUGGAGGUCCCAGACGAAGAGCCGGUUGCAGCACCCAAAAACGAUGCUGAAAUCGAUCUUGACAUGGACGAUGUGGAUGAGCCUACGGCUGGACGUGCUGGUGCAGAUACCAAUAGUACUUCUGGUAAUGCAAAUGGCACCUCAGAAGUGCCGCAAGAUCUCAGGGAUCUAUUGCCUGCUUCUUUCGCACGUCCCAAGUUCGAACCUAUACCUACCUUGCCAUUUCCAUCGGGCAUCACAAACAAAACGACGAGGUUUCUGGCACUUGACAAGUGUCUACCGAAGAGAAGCUUCCUCCAACUACUAGAGGUAGCACCUCAUUCUCCUGCGCAACUCCAACGGCCAUUGCAGCUCGAGUAUGACCAUGAAUGGCUCGCUAUUACACGCGUGUUCGCGACAGACUUGCAAGUGGGUGACCCGCAUGCACGUGUGCCCGCAGAUAAGGGCGAUGUGCACUAUCGACCGCUGAUAGAGGAAGAAAUGAAAUGGGUUGAAGAGAACGUCGUCAAAGCUGGAAAGAUGACGAUACCUGAGGACUUCGCGCAGACUGCUGAAGUCUUUGAGCCUGCGCUGGGUAUCCAUGUUCAAGAAGAUCCACAAGAGUACAGCAAUCCCCACACUCAAGCAUUCUGCGAGUUACUACAAAUACCCAACGCCUUUCACGCGUCAGAUGAGGAGCGAGGUCAAAUGAUGAAGAACGGCCCAAGACCUGAAGAACAACGGUCAGAUCGCGGCGGCGGAGGUCGCGGAGGCUCCAGAGGUGGACAUAGAGGGCGUGGAGGUGGUCGCGGGAGAGGUCGCGGCGGCGGAGGCCGCGGCGGAAGUCGCGGACGUUGGUGA